Molecule: messenger RNA, 3483 nt
Organism: Theobroma umbraticum
Lineage: Eukaryota; Viridiplantae; Streptophyta; Magnoliopsida; Malvales; Malvaceae
Product: U11/U12 small nuclear ribonucleoprotein
Source: RefSeq, a predicted model, not a curated record
CUCAAAAGCACCAAAAAGGCCUGUGCUUUCUCUGUCAGUGCUCCACUGCUCCUGCAAAUCUAAACGCCAUGAAUCCUUCUUCAAUUCAACCCUCUCUCCCUUCCCAAAACCCUAACCCUAAUUCCCCAAUCCCGUCCCUCCCCCAAAACCAGAACCUCAAUUUCCCUUCCUCUCUCUCUACAACUCUCUCCUCCCUCACCUCCCUCCUAUCUGUCUCCCACCAAACCCUCAAUUUCCAUUCUACCGUCACCAAAUCCCUAAAUCCCAACCUGAUCGCUUGCCCUUUCAACCCCAAUCAUCUCUUCCCCCCAGAAUCCCUCUUCUCCCAUUCCCUCCGCUGCCCCUCCCCUCAAAAUCGCGACCUUUAUCCUCCAAAUUACCGAAAUACCCUCAUACUCCCUUCAAAUUUACAUGCCCAGGACACCCAUUUUCAAGGUAUACAAUGCUCUGAACUUUGCCUCUCGUUAGAUGGAUACUUUGCUGAUUUUGGGUCAAAUUUCUUUUACAAAGAUUGUCCUGGUGCUGUCAAUUUGUUUGAUGUUGAUAACUCCAAAAAGACAUUUACUUUACCGGGUUUUCUAUCCGUUGAAUGUGUUAAUUUUGAGGGUUUUAAAGAACGAGAGAGUGUGGUUAGAGAAGAAAAGGGUUUAAGGGUUUUAGCUUCAGGCUUAUGGGAAAUUAGGAGGGAAGUUGAGAGGUGGGGUGAUUACCCUGGUUCGUAUUCGUUUAAUGUCAUUUAUGCGAUUUUGGGAUCGAAAAUGGCUAAAGGAAGUAAUUUGAGGAAAUGGAUUGUUGCUAAUUCGCCACGGUAUGGUGUAAUGAUUGAUGGGUAUAUGGGGGAUCAUAUAGUUGUGCUGGUUAGGUUGUGUUUGAAAGCUGUUGUGAGGGAAGCGGUUGGUUUGAUGGAAGUAGAGAUGGGAUAUGAAGAAUCUAAGGAGAAAGAAUGGGAUGUGAAUUUGCAGAGGAGAAUGUUUGAAUGUCCUAUUUUGCUUCAAGUUUUAGUGUGGUUAGGUUCUCAGCUUUCUGUUUUGUAUGGUGAUGUUAAUGGGAAAUUCUUUGCAAUUAAUAUGAUCAAGCAAUGUGUAUUAGAAGGUGCAUCACUGUUGUUGUUGUUUCCAUUGGAAGAAAAGGUGACUGAUUCACACAAUUUGGGACAAGAAUCACAGAGUUUGGACACCAAUGGUGUUAAGGAAAUUAAACUUGAGGAGACAAUUGAGCAAAGUAAUGAACCAGUUGAAACAGUCAAUGAAACUAUUGGUGUUGGGGUGAUAUUUGUAUCCCAGGUAGCAGCAGCAGUUGCGGCAUUGCACGAAUGGUGCUUCCUUGAAGAAAAAAUAAAGCAUUUACGGGCUUUACAACCACUUUCAAGAUAUCAGCGGAUGGCUGAGCAUGCUUAUUUUUCUGAGAGAGCUGAUGCGGAGCGGAAGAAACGUCCGAACUAUAGGCCUAUAAUUGACCAUGAUGGGCUUCCUCGGCAGGCAUCAUCUAAUGAGGAAGGAAGUAGGACUAAAACAAGAGCGGAGAUAUUGGCCGAAGAAAGAGACUAUAAAAGACGAAGAAUGUCAUAUCGUGGGAAGAAAUUGAAGCGGACAGCAUUACAGGUUAUGAGGGAUAUAAUAGAGGAAUACACAGAGGAAAUCAAGAAAGCUGGGAGGAUUGGUUGCUUUGUCAAAGGACCAGAAAAGGAAGGGUUGUUACCAUCUGAAUCACCAGUUCCUUGUGACCUUGCUGUGGAUGCUGAUGAGCAUAAAAAAGGUACCAGUGACAUUUCUGAAGCAGCCAGACGUAGCCCAAACCAUUACAGGAGAAGAUCACAUGAUGACCAGCAUACUAGAUCUACAAGAUUAGAGGAUUCCUCAAGGAAUGGACACCAUGAUCUUCUUGAAGAUUUAAGGAGUAUUAGUAAAGAGAAACACAGAGACAAGUAUCAUUCUGGAAUCUCAAAAAGACACAGAAGUCAUGGGCGGUCAGAUGAGCAAAGAAGUCAUAGAAGGGAGCGAGAUGAUGCAGAAUCCACCAGGGCCACGCACUAUGAGAGUGGAAGACGAUAUAGUAUUUCUAAAUUUAAGGAUUACAAAUCAUCUUAUUCUGCUUCCAAUUCUUCAGAUGACUUUCAUGUAAGAAAGGAUGACCAGAAGUUGGAUGCUACUGAUAAGAAUAGAAGGAGUUCAUAUGAGAAUCAUACUUCAGGCUCCUGGGUGCAAAAUGGAUUUCAUGAUAGAUAUAAUCCUUCAGAAUCUGAUGACAUGUAUGAAGAUGAUGUCUUUGUUAAGUAUGUCAGACCUGAAUGAUAUCAUAAAUGUGCCAGUGGAUAAUCUGCAAAUGAACUAUGUCCUUAUUGAUGUGGAGAAUCUCAAGUAGUUUCCCUUUUUGGGUAAGAAGUUAUCAAGCUUUGGCAUUAUCUCGAUCUGUAUCCUCUUUUGUAUCCUUUAUUUUAUAUUUUCGUUUCAUUUUUAGCUGCUGGAACCUUUUGAUUUUUAUGUGUGCUUCUUGAUUUUUCCCAUUCUGAACUGAACAACCAAGCCCUAGUAUUGGCAUCAUCAUUUUUGACAUCGUUUUUCUCUGAAACAUUACAAUCUUCAUUAUCAUCAGUUAUGUCAUCAUGGAACUUUCAUGAGGGCCAUUAGAGCUUAUUGUUGUCCUUAUCCAUAUCAUUUUCUUCUGAUCAUUAUAAGUUCUUCAGUUUUUAUCUAACAAUUGUUCAUAUUUUUGUAAAGAAAUCAUACAACAGGGAGAAAUCAAUAUAGGAAAAUUAUUGAGAAGAAUUUUUUUACUGUUAAGUUGUGUCGAUCUGUCAACUUUAUACAUGCCUAGUUCUGAGGUGAAGGUAGGAUAUGAUUUAGUUCUCUGUUCUGGCUCUUAUCAGUCUGUAGUAACAGGUAAAUGAAACUUAAAAUAUUCUGUGUUAUGGUUAAUUUCGCUUUUUCUGCUAUACUCUCAGGAUGAUGCAGGUAACACAUUAUACCUAGUCACUUCAAGUUGCAAGCAAUGUUGCUAUGCUGAGUUUAUUUUAUGCACUUUCUAAGAUCUUUAUAUUCUGUUGUUUUACGGUUGAAAAAUAUUAAAAUGUCAAAUAGAAAGUGUACAUAUGUAAAAGGCUACCAAAAGGAUAAGGUGGCAAAUCCUUUGGUUAAUGCAGAAAUACAUGAAGUCUCUAUCUUGUACAUGAAUUGAAGAUUUUACAGAUGGCAAGGUAUGACUUUUGGCAACAACUUUGUUCGGCCCUGUACAUGCUGCAGAUUUUGCUAAAGGCUGUGGAAUUUGACAAGAAAAUUGAAUAUAGAGUUAGAGACACUUAAGCUUUCCCCCUUUAAUUGAAUUUCACUUGUUGAAGUAAUGUCUUCUCUGUUCUCUUUUCCUUUGUUUCUCCUUUUUGCCUUUGUUCUCCCCAAACAUAUGAAAAACAUUUGUAUAUUUGACUAGGCUUUAAUAAGCAAUAAAGAUUUAUAUAUAUAUAUAUAUAUAUAUAUAUAUAUAUAUAUU